Diceros bicornis minor is the source of this 4661-nucleotide messenger RNA. It is a transcript of the gene ZNF804B, whose product is annotated as zinc finger protein 804B. The record is from RefSeq and is a predicted model, not a curated record. Lineage: Eukaryota; Metazoa; Chordata; Mammalia; Perissodactyla; Rhinocerotidae. Gene Ontology annotation, cellular component: nucleus.
CGCGUCCCCUGCUUACUGCUGGCCGCUUCUUCUCGGGAGGUGGCAGUCGCUGUUGCUGCUGAGAAACCAGCCAGCAUUUUAGGGCUGGUCGCCUGGUGAGGGGUUGAGACUCUGCGCCUCCCUUCUGGACCCACAUGGCUUGUUACCUGGUCAUCAGUUCGAGACAUCUCAGCAAUGGGCACUACCGGGGCAUUAAAGGAGUCUUCAGAGGGCCCCUCUGCAAGAACGGAUCUCCCUCUCCGGAUUUUCCAGAAAAGGAGAAGUCCACAGCAAAGGCCCUGGAAGAUGUAAAGGCAAACUUUUACUGUGAAUUAUGUGACAAGCAGUAUCACAAACACCAGGAGUUUGACAAUCAUAUUAAUUCUUAUGAUCAUGCUCAUAAGCAGAGACUGAAAGAAUUAAAGCAACGGGAAUUUGCUCGAAAUGUAGCUUCCAAGUCGUGGAAAGAUGAGAAGAAACAAGAAAAAGCACUUAAACGACUUCAUCAGCUGGCUGAGUUAAGGCAACAGUCUGAAUAUGUUGCAAAUGGACCAACAUACAAAGCCCCCAGAGUAGCCAUGGAAAAGAAACUCCAACAAGGAAUUUUCCCAGUUAAGAAUGGAAGAAAGGUAUCAUGCAUGAAAAGUGCUCUUCUCCUUAAAGGAAAGACUCUCUCUAGAAGCAUUUCUGAUAAACAGCGGUCCACCAUGCCAAACCGACACCAGUUACAAACGGACAGACGUUAUUUGUUUGGAAAUCGGGUACCACAAACAUCUUCAGAUCUCAGCAAUGCAAAUCACAGGACAGGAGUAUCAUUUUCUUUUUCCAAAAAAGUACAUCUAAAAUUAGAAUCUUCAGCAUCAGUUUUCAGUGAGAACACAGAAGAAUCCCAUGAUUCUAACAAGUCACCCAUCUGCAAAACAAAAGCUGCAGAGGAAUGCAAGUGCCGCAGGUUUGCAAAUGAGGAUACACACUCUACCAAGGAAAAAGAUAUAAACAUCUCACCACGCCAUCUGGAAAAUGUUUUACACAAUUCUUUCUCCAUAAACUCUCAAAUUUUGCAAGACAAAAAUGACUCUAUUGAUGAAAGACUAGAAGAUUCCACUGGCGUUCAUGCUUCAUUCUCUAAAUCUAACAUUCAUCUUUCAGAUAUGGAUAUUACUCCUUCCAGCAGAGAAAAAGGAACUAGAAAUACAUUGAAGAACACUUCAGAAAACUGCAUUAAUCAUUCAUGCCAAGCAAAUGCUUCCUCCAGCCCACCAAACAUUUACAAGCACAGUGAUGCCAGGAUAUUUGAAUGUCUGGAUGAGUUUCCAUCACUAGAGCCCAGUGAGCAAAACAGUACAGUGCAUCUGAAUCCCAACUCCAGAAUGGAGAAGAGAAAAAAAUCUUUAGAUGGAACAGAAAGAGUUAGCAAAAAUGUGCAAAGGCUUAUAAGAGAAGCAUGUCCCCAUGAUGUGAAGUCCAAGCCAUUGCCUUUUCUCCACGUACAAAGCAAGGAUGGUCACACCACUCUUCAAUGGCCCACAGAACUUCUGCUCUUUACAAAAACAGAGCCUUGUAUCUCUUAUGGCUGCAACCCAUUAUAUUUUGAUUUUAAGCUUUCUCGGAACACAAAGGAUGGUAAUGAUCCAGAGAACUUAAAAACAAAAUUGAUUAAGGAAUCCUCAGAAAUGCAGACUACAAUAGAGAGCCAAGUCUCAGGUUUAAUCAAAGACCAACAAAAAUUGAUCCAAGAAGAUAAUCAAUCUCUGAAACCAAAGAUGAUGAUAGCUAAUCCAGAUUGGGAAAAUUUCCAGAGAAAAUGUAAUUUGGGCGACAAUGAUUCUGAGCCAAAUAUGAAUAAACAUAAUUUUGCUGCAAGUGAUUUGGAAAUGAAAAAUCCUGAAGUGCCUGUUUACCUUGAUAUCUCUGUAAAGAAUUGUGUAGCAAACAAUGGUAAUAGUGAUAAUGAAUUUAAGGAACCUUCAAGGGCCCCCUGGCAAAGAUGCCAAAGGGCUGUUCUAAAUGAUGCAAAUGAGGACCUAUCUUUUUCUCCUUAUAUCUCUAGGACUAAAAAGCAUAAACAGAUUCCCUGUGAUCCUCAUUCAGAGUUUGAAGAUGGAAAUCAAUUCACCUGGAAUUCUAGUCCUUACACAGUAAGGGGUCACAAUGCCCAUGGGAAGAACUUCAGUGUAGUUUUGAAUAGUAACCGUAUCAGCAUGACUGGCAGCAUUUCUGGAUGUGGAAACCGAAGUUACAAGAGAAGUUCUGAAAAGUUGUCUCUGAAUAGACAUUCCAGCCCUUCAGACAUAUCCCUUGGCAGCACAUCCAGCUUGAAAAGUACUUGUUCAAGUCAAAGGUCCAGUGGUGAUGGCAGAGGUCGUUUGCUCUACUUUUGUAAAAGAGAGCACAGCUCCGUUGAAAGGCACAAACUGAAACGCCGGAAACACAGCUGCCUCUGCUUAUCUGAUGAGACGGCACAGAGUGCCUGCCUGCGGUCUGGAGCACAUAGAGAGAGGAGCUGCAAAUUGCAGGAAUCAUUUAACAAUGAAAAACACUCACAACGUGGAUAUGGUCACUGCAGAGAAAGAUAUAAACUGGGCAAAAAUCAACAACAGUGUUCAGAGCCCAAAUCCAGGAGUAUCACCCAUUGUGAUACUAGCUCACAGGUUUCCUGUGCUGGGAACAGUGCCAAACCACCUCAUUGCCAGGGACCUCAGCACAGCAGACUGGGUUCUUACUCAAGAGAAAGAAUUUAUUACUUAAAUAAAAGUGAAAGAAGUCAAUGGUCUUUGGACACCUCAAACAUUUGUGAUCUGGGAAAAGUAAAACCCAUGCAGUGUAACUCUGGGAAUAUCAACUGCCUUCUGAGGAAAUGUUCCAGCCACUCUUCAGAAACAACAAGGUUGAGCGUUGCAGAAGGAGAGAAGACCUCCCUGACAGCCAAAAGCCUUUUAGAAAGAGUACAAGCCAAGAAGUGUCAGGAACAAUCAACUAAUUUUGAGGUCUCUUCAAACAGUUGUAAAAAUGGAUUAGAGGCUCAUUCACAGAUCCAAUGCACAAUUCAAUUUAUACCACCAGGCUGUGACAGACAGGCAUUGUCUUUGUCUGAAAAAAUACAGAACACAAGUAAAAGAAGAAAUGAUAAAGGCAGUGCAAUUCAAAGAACUAUUGAGAAAGACAAAGUCAAAAGUUCACAGACAAAUAAUUUUACUAUUUUAGUCGACACUGAUUGUGAUAAUCAUCUUUCUAAAGGUAUAAUUCACGUAGUAGCCGAAUCUCAGUCACCAAACACGAAAAAGAACCCAACAACAAAAGAACAAUCAGAACAUUUAAUUAGUGAAGUCCAACCUUUUAUUCAAAGCUGUGACCCAGUACUAAAUGAUCUCCCUGGUGCUUUUCCAUCUAAUAGACAUACUGGUGUUCCUGAUUCAACAGAGACCAAAGAGGACCAAAUAAAUCUAGACUUAGAGGAUGUAAGCAUGCAUAUGAAUCACGCAGAGGGGAAUAUAAACUCUUACUAUGACAGAACUAUGCAGAAGCAUGACAAGGUAGCAGAUGAAUUAGAAGUAUGUCAUAAAUCUAUCUCUCCCCCUUUAAUUCAACAGCCAAUAACAUUUUCUCCUGAUGAGAUAGAUAAAUAUAAGCUCCUACAGCUACAAGCCCAACAGCAUAUGCAGAAACAGCUCCUAUCAAAGCAUCUUCGAGUUUUGCCUGCUACAGGGCCAGCUGCCUUCUCUCCGGCCUCAGCUGUACAGACAGUUCCAGUUCACCAGCACACUUCUCUCACCACCGUCCACCACACGUUCCUGCAGCAUUUUGCUGUAUCUGCUUCCCUAAAUUCCCAUAGCAGUCACCUCCCUAUAGCUCAUCUACACCCUCUUUCACAGCCACAUUUUACUCCAUUCACAUUUUCACCUCUGACUCCAACCAUCAUCCCUGCACAUCCCACUUUCUUAGCGGGUCAUCCCCUGCAUUUAGUCACUGCUGCCCCCUUCCCCCCCUCUCACAUAACACUUCAGCCCCUGCCCCCUGCAGCAUUUAUCCCCACAUUGUUUGGCCCUCACUUAAACCCAGCCACAACUUCCAUCAUCCACUUGAAUCCUUUAAUUCAACCAGUGUUUCAAGGUCAAGAUCUUUGCCAUCAUUCUUGCUCCAGUCAGAUGCAACAGUUAAAUGGAGUGAAAGAGGCCUUAAAUGUGUCAGCGCACUUGAACUCAUAGCUGUUAAAGCCCCUCUCAUGGAUAAAUAAAACAAAUCGUCACUACCUGCAAAAUGAUAUAUUUAAAGUGGUCUAUCUGAGUGUUAUAAGAUUUAAAAUAUAUACCACUUCAAAUUGUGACCAACAUUUAAACAUGAACUGAGUUGCCAAUAUUGAAAUAGGAGCAUUUUAAGAAUUUCUUUUAACUUGCAAAAAUAAUAGAGUGAAUUUAAAAUAAUCUUAUGGGAAAGUAGAGGAAAAAGUGUUAAAGAUCUGUUUUGGAUGAGUUCUCACAUAAUGUUAUAAAAUGUUACAGAAAACAUUCAGGCAGAUCAUUAAUAUUACAAAGAAAAUCAAAUGGAACAUAAUACCAUAUGUUCUAGGUGUUUGUUGAGUGAGUGAAUGAAUGAAUGCACAUUUGGUUUUAUUCAUCAGAUAAUAAUAAAAGUUCAGUGAAAUGAACUAAUUAUUAAAAAUAAUUCUUAUGGUUAACUAUUGA